GCAGCACCGAGCACAGUCCAAGAAUCUCAUGAGCAAACCGAGCACCAGACCGUCUUAUUCAAUAAUUCACUCUUCCAACACCGUGUUCGUGCUCUUUAAAUGAUUGAUUAGCGUCCUGCAAUGCACUCACAGUCCAUCUUCGCCGCCAAUUGAGGUGCAACUUCCUUGCCCCGCUCCAAACGACACACAAGUACGAAACGACCAUCUGCCGGGAACUUUCUCAACCCAUCACCGAACCACAUCAACAGCCUCCCCGUACAGAGGCUUUCCAGCAUGACAACCCCAAACCGUGAUCCUCCGAUCACCUCUUCUCCUUCGCCCGUUGCGUCCUCGCGCUCGAGCAUGGACGCGGCCUCACCACCCAGCAGAAGUUCCUCACUCCGAAUACCCUCCUUGCCCAGCGCCGCGGCCCAACACCGCCAGAGCUUUAAUGAGCUCCGAGGACACCCUCCGUCCCCUCGCUCUUCGAGACAACCAUCCGUGUCAUCAAUGGCAGUACAAGACCUCAUAGACAACCCUCCGGCGAAGCACCCGGACCCUCGAUUCGCCGGACGUGACUGGACAACCGUAAAGGUGGAAGAGUUGGUGAGCGCGGACGAUCUGAGGUUUGUGGACAGUGAAACCGGGGUCGAGGCAGCCACAAAGGUCCUCGUUGAAUCUGGCGGCCCGGUCGUCCUCAUCCGCGAAAAGGCCGGAUCUCCCGUCAUCGGAACGUACGACUAUCGUGACUUGAACGCCUACCUACUGCUGGUGGUCGGGCUCGCCCACCCAGACGAUGAGCACGCCGAGGACUUUGAGCAGGUUGCGCAGCGGGCCAGAGAAGGAAAGGCCAUUCAUCUCCGAGACAUCAAGGAUAUAAGCAAGAAAGAGGCCUUGACGUUCUUGAGCAAGGACGCAAACCUGUUGCAGGCCAUCGAGACAUUCGGCAAGGGUGUUCACCGCGUCGUCGUGGUCGACGAGGCGACAAAUGAAACCGUCGGGGUGCUCAGCCAGACCAUGCUGAUCCGAUUCUUAUGGGAGAAUGGUAGGAGCUUCCCCGUCCUGGAGCAACUCUUCACUCAGCACCUGCGUGAUCUCAAGAUUGGCUCCAACGAUGUGAUAGCGAUCAACGGCGACCGUCCCCUCGCGGAAGCACUCACACUUCUCCUCAACGAAGGGGUGUCUUCCCUCCCCGUUCUCGAUCACAACCAGAACGUCAUUGGCAACAUUUCGAACGUCGACGUGAGACUCCUCACCAAGUCCUCCUCCCUGCCUCUCCUGAAAAACACCUGCAUCCACUUCAUCUCCGUCAUCCUGUCCACCCGCGGCAUGUUUGAAGGCAAGGACUCCUUCCCGGUCUUCCACGUCACCCCUCUCUCGACGCUGGCACACACGGUGGCCAAACUCGUCGCGACAAAGUCUCACCGGAUGUGGAUCACGGAACCGGUGUCGCCGAGCUCGUCCGGCCCGCCGACCCCUGCCCUGCACACGGCGACGUUGGCUCCGACCUCGAGCCAUUCCUCCUCGACGGGAUCCUCAUACGCGACGCCCCCGCAGGCGACGUCCGCGCCCGGCGACCCCGCGGGCGGUACCGUGGUCGACCACUCCCCGAAGGCCCCCUUCAUCGCCCCGUCGGGCCCCAGCAUAUCCGCCUCGGCGCUGCCGGGGGCCCGCAUCUCUGGCCGCCUGGUCGGCGUGGUGAGCCUGACGGACAUUCUGGUCCUCUUUGCUCGCGCCGGCGGGCUGACCAAUGCCGCCGACCCCAACGAGAUACGCAUGCGGCGGAGACGGAGCAGUUCGAGCAGCGUGCGGAAGAGUUUCGACAAUGGCUCCAGGCCCGCGCCGCAAGGUUCGAAUCUGAGGCCGUCGGCGGAUUUGGUCCGAAAACCUACCGGAUGAGAGAUUGGGAUGGUCUUUGAAAUUGUGGUGAGAAGAGAGAGAGAGAGAGAGAGAGAGAGAACAAAAAUUUCCCAAUUGGUUCAGUUUGGCGCUGGGGUUGUGUUGUGUUUGCCUCCUACAGGAACACAAGAGUAGUGGUGGUAAACAGCAAAGUCCUUUUUUCUUUCCUUUUUUCUUGGAAGCAUCAGCGAAGAAAAUUAGAACAAGCGUCGUAUGAGAGAGGUAGAAGAAAAGAACCCAAGGUUUCUUUAAGAAGACUUGAUGGCGAAGCAAUGUGAUCAUGUUUCUCGGCAUGUAUGCCUGGACUUUUCAUCUAUACGUAUGAUUUCGACCCAUCCCAUACCCCAACCCUAACCAUGGUAGAUCAAUCUCUCUGGGGUCUUCUCCAUGUCCGGAGCGAGAUGGCAUGGUGAUAUGAUCGGAGAGUGAAGAAGGCAUUACAGAGUUUGAAUAGUAGUGUGUGAUAGGUAUGACUCCAACGCCUCUCCUCCGGUGAUGAACCGUGCCGUACUGUGACGCGCAUUAUAUUAUUACUCGGUAUUCUCUCAUCCAGUUGUGGCAUCAUCAGGCAAAAAUUGUUGCUUUGAUCCAUUUUUGUUCCCUUUGGUCUCCUUUCCUCAUUGUACGAGUUUUCCUCCGAAGAAGAAAGUGUUGGUUUUGUGAUGCUAUGCCCUUCCAGAGACCGCUCAUGUCCUCAAGAUAUACAAAUAUGUAUAUAUAUACAUAUAUAUAUAUUUAUACGGCAUGAACACCCAUCUGGCAUAUAUCCCCCUCUUGACAAGUCUCACCUCACCCUUGGGUCAGCCACUAUAUGUGUACAUGAAUUAAAUAGACUUGGCAGGCCAGAAACCAAAAGUCAAUCACCCUGGCUGGCAGAGCUUGGUAUCCUCCAAACUGCGCGUCCGACCCAGAUGGAUAGGGGGCCCGUGAGAGCAUCUCCUCAGUGUCUCCCGAUAAACAAAAGGACGCCUGAGUGCCCUGUCUGCCGAAGGGGCGAAAGGGGGAAGUACACCGUACAGGUGCGGAUAAAUCAGCACCUUGCUUACCCCGUCGGCUCAACACCUCACGGUGACAGAGUGGCCUGCGCACUGUGCUCGUCGGAUGAAGAAGGUAAGCCAGGUACAGCAGGAACAGUAUUGUUCCCAUCCUCCCAGGACCCGUCCAUGACAAAGUGGUCCCAGAAACCUUCGCCUGCUGGCGUAACCUGUCCGGAACCGGCGCCGAAUGGGAAUCCUUUGCUGUCUUGGCUGAAGUUAAAGUCGAGCCCGGAAGUAGGUGCACUGGGCGUCGAACCUGUCGGAUUUUGAUGGUCUGUGAUCCCAUCGGCGGAGACAAGGUUGUUAUUCUGCUCCAGUGCCGAAGGGGCCAACGUGACAGACAUGCUUGGGUAAUUCGAGGGGUGUACCGGCAUGCCUUUGAUCCCGCCAUCGCCGUGAUGCAUACCGUCGUGCCAUGGGUAGUAGGGAGUCGAGAUAUACUGGUCGCUGCCUUGCAUAAGCAUGGAAUAACUGGGAUCGGUGGUGUCGAAGCCUGGUGCAUUCGCGAGCAUCUGUUGAGACUCGGGAGGUAGAGAGGUCGUCAAAGGUCCCAUGUCCUGCCACAGAGGAGGGCAGUCAUUUGAACCGGAGAAGGACGGAUAUCCAGUGAUCGAGGGUUGAUGCAUAUAAUCCGAUUCGGACUUGACCUCGGACGGGUUAAUCGUCGCCGGCGUAGACAUGCGGCGCUGUCCGAGCAUGUUGGGAGGCUGUUGUGCCGCGAGGGUCGGAGAGGUUGAGUCCUGAUGAGACUGGGGUGUCCCCGAGGCCAUAGACAGUGCUCGACCCUGGUUGGUCCGGAAGCCGGGGUGAUGAGGAUUUGGAUAUGGUGUAGUCCGGUAUGUCGACUGGGCAGACUGGCCCAUGUUUUGUGGUGGAAGCAUCGGUGAUGGAAACAUGUUCUGAUGCUGCUGCUGGUACUGUCCGGGAAAGGCUUGGGCGUAGGAAUUCUGCACCAUCUGCUCCAUUGCACUGCGCAUCGCCACCUGGUUAGUGAGGUAGGCGGCUAGUCUUCGAUUGAAGUCGGCCGAUCCGGUCUGUAGAUGUGCUGUGAGUCGACGAUACUGUGAUGGCAAGUCAUCAUCCUCCUCUUCAUACAUCUCCUCGUUGAUCACAUCUUGCUCGGUGACACGCAGCGCCCGGCCGGUCCUGCGCUUGUGAAUUUCGGAGGCUCGCCGUGCUGACUCAACUCGGGCCUCUAGACUUCGGUCGCUCCGCCUUGAAGCCGCGAUAUAUGCUCUUGGGUGGCAGGUUAGAUAGGAACAAGACUCGGUCUGAUCGUGAGUUACUCACCUCUCUUGAUUUUCUUCAUGUGUCCGCUCCGUCUUUAUCGCCUUGGCAGGCGGUGUGGUCCUUACCGGCGGCAUCUUGGAGUCCACGGUGCCACUGGACACUGGUUGCUCACGCUUGCAUGAUGCUGGCAUGGCCUCGAUGAGGGACACACUGGUCCGUACCCGGGUGGCGAGAUAGGUGUCUGGGUCAAAUUGACGUAGCCGUGAUCGGGCGUAUAGGUGGCGUAUGAAAAGGGCGUAUCUCUCAGAGAUGGUGUUGACAAUGUGAUAGCUUGAGCUGGAGAUCGAAUAGAUCAGUGAAGUAGUGUAGUGGUGUGAUAUGGUAUGGUAUAGUAUAGUAUAGUAUAGUAUAGUGUGGUCUGGUAUAGUUGUACACCUAGGUAGUAUAGAAGGGAAAGAUCACAGUGACGGAGGAUAUGUACAAUGACAAGAGAACAGCAAAGUGGCGACAACAGGGAGGCAGCUUCUCCCGGGUAAAGAAGCAAGAGCUGUCGGAAUGUCGAAUGACAGCCAAGGCAGAAGAUUUAUGGGAAGACAGAAAAGAGUGAGAGUUUGCGAGCGGAGCUACUCGUACACGACAGUUAAACUGUACAUGCUCCUCUCAUGGCACAUCCGCUGGGAAACUUGUGGUAUGGAGAGGUGGAUACGACAGAGGAGGAAGAGGAGGACCUGAUGUUAGCGGCGAUAGGGAAGAGCGUGCCGACAUUAUUGAGGCUUUGGAAAGAAGAGCCCGUGCAUGGCUGAUGCUGGCGACGAUCACAGGCGGCUUGUGGUGGAAAGGGUGGUCAAGGCCAGGGCCACACCGAUGGAAGUGAAUGCGCAUCCUUGAAUUCUAGAGGAGGAGGACCUCGCACGGCUCUCUUUUGAAAUGAACCAGAGCGGAAGAUCAGUGCGAGCAUUACUGAUGUACGAGUACGAGAGGAAAAAAGGCAAAAAAUCUAGCUUCGCAGAUUUCCAAAUGUUGACAAGGGUUGGCAGCGUUGGUGUCGAUGCGAGCGACGUUUUCGCCGUAUCCAACAUGGUCCCGUGUAUCGACAAGGUUUUGGGGCGGAGAGAGCGACGGGCUAAACCCGAGUAGGCAGGUCUCUACCAGGGCAAAGUUGGCUGGGGACGGUUCUUUACGAAGUACAUUCUUACUCAGAGGAUGGAUACUCUAUGGAGCACAUGGUACACAGUCUAUUGUACGUGGAUUCUACUGUACGACGAUAGAGAGAGCAACUGACUGUUG
This is a messenger RNA of Exophiala oligosperma, 5432 nucleotides long. RefSeq lists its product as uncharacterized. The record is from RefSeq and is a predicted model, not a curated record. NCBI's taxonomy places the organism in Eukaryota, Fungi, Ascomycota, Eurotiomycetes, Chaetothyriales, Herpotrichiellaceae. Gene Ontology annotation, biological process: regulation of mitotic metaphase/anaphase transition; cellular response to glucose starvation. Gene Ontology annotation, molecular function: protein serine/threonine phosphatase inhibitor activity. The transcript is spliced from 3 exons. Bases 274 to 1878 code for a protein of 534 amino acids.